Molecule: messenger RNA, 1073 nt
Organism: Scleropages formosus (Asian bonytongue)
Lineage: Eukaryota; Metazoa; Chordata; Actinopteri; Osteoglossiformes; Osteoglossidae
Gene: nkx6-1
Product: NK6 homeobox 1
Exons: 3
Coding region: 92-1069 (325 amino acids)
Biological process (GO): regulation of transcription by RNA polymerase II; cell differentiation
Cellular component (GO): nucleus
Molecular function (GO): RNA polymerase II cis-regulatory region sequence-specific DNA binding; DNA-binding transcription factor activity, RNA polymerase II-specific
Source: RefSeq, a predicted model, not a curated record
AUAGCGCUUUAAUAGAUAAACUGACUGUGGAAGUGGGAGUGUUGAGGGCAACCGGCGCCGAGUUGCUAUAUUUUUGUUUUUGUUUUCGGUUAUGUUAGCGGUGGGGCAGAUGGACGGGUCCCGUCAGAGCGCCUUUCUUCUUAGCACGCCUCCGCUAGCCGCUCUGCACAGCAUGACCGAGAUGAAGACCCCCCUGUACCCGGCAUAUCCCCUUUCUUCCACCGGACCCACCUCGUCUACCUCCCCCUCGGCCACCUCCCCGAAUCCCGGGGGGAUCCCCGUCUCUUCCCCGGGAAUCAAACCGUCGGCCGCCGGACUCUCAUCCCUCGGAUCCCCCCAGCAGUGCGCGGCCGCCACCCCUCACGGAAUAAACGACAUCCUGAGCCGCCCCUCGGUGGUUUCUUCGGGGGCGGCGGCGGCGGCCGUGGCAGCCUCCUCCUCGGCCGGGAUCCUGUCCGGACUGCCCCGCUUCAGCAGCCUGAGCCCCCCGCCUCCCCACGGGCUCUAUUUCAGCCCGAGCGCGGCGGCGGCGGUGGCGGUGGCGCGUUACCCCAAACCCCUGACGGAGCUCCCCGGGAGGACCCCCAUAUUCUGGCCGGGAGUCAUGCAGAGUCCGCACUGGAGAGACGCCAGAUUCGCUUGUUCGCCGCAUCAGAGCUCGGUGCUGCUGGACAAAGACGGCAAGAGGAAACACACGAGACCCACGUUCUCCGGGCAGCAGAUCUUCGCCCUGGAAAAGACCUUUGAACAGACCAAGUACCUGGCGGGACCCGAGAGAGCCCGGCUGGCCUACUCCCUGGGAAUGACGGAGAGCCAGGUGAAGGUUUGGUUUCAGAACAGGAGGACGAAGUGGAGGAAGAGGCACGCGGCCGAGAUGGCUUCGGCCAAGAAGAAGCAGGACUCGGAGACGGAGCGGCUCAAGGGCGCGUCCGAGAACGAGGAGGAGGACGACGAGUACAACAAGCCCCUGGACCCGAACUCGGACGACGAGAAAAUAACGCAGCUGCUGAAAAAGCAUAAACCGAACUCCUCUCUGCACAUGCACACGUCGGAGAACGAGAGCUCGUAGAACA